This is a messenger RNA of Bradysia coprophila, 1331 nucleotides long. RefSeq names its product NADH-cytochrome b5 reductase 2. Gene Ontology annotation, molecular function: FAD binding; oxidoreductase activity. The record is from RefSeq and is a predicted model, not a curated record. Gene Ontology annotation, cellular component: mitochondrion. NCBI's taxonomy places the organism in Eukaryota, Metazoa, Arthropoda, Insecta, Diptera, Sciaridae.
CACACCGCAUACAUACUAUCUGUGUAUGUACAUUUGUUUCACCGAACUAAUGAUCUUACUUGAAAUGUAAGAAUAUUCUACAUAAUUGGAAAUACUCCAACUGUUGUGUAAGUUUUGUCUGGACUUGAGGACGAGAAUAUUACAGAAUAACUUUCAGUUUCAAAUAAGAACUUUGUUGGAAAUGGCUUUCUCUGCAUCAACUGGAAAUAUUUGCUUUUCCAUCGCUCUGGGAGUUGCGACUAUCGCCAUAGGAGCGGUGCUGAUAAAUCACUUCUUCGGCGGACAAAAGAAGAAGAAAUCGCCAGAAGCGACGAAAGCACAAACCGCUAACACAUCAACUCAAAAACGUACCUUGUUGGACCCGAACGAAAAAUAUUACCUGCCAUUAAUUGAAAAAGAGGAGAUCAGCCACGAUACUCGUCGGUUUCGAUUCGGUUUACCGAGCAACGAACACGUUCUUGGUUUACCCGUUGGCCAGCACAUUCAUUUGAUUGCAACCAUCAAUGAAGAGCUCAUUAUUCGUGCAUACACACCGGUGUCCAGUGACGAUAACAAAGGGUAUGUGGAUUUGGUGAUCAAAGUGUACAAACGGAAUGUUCAUCCGAAGUUCCCCGAUGGUGGUAAAAUGUCACAAUUUGUUGAUGCGUUGAAAAUUGGUGACACUAUUGCGUUCCGUGGUCCAACUGGAAAGCUGCAAUAUCUUGGCAAUGGACAAUUUUCGAUCAAGAAACUGCGUAAAGAUCCUGCGGAAACAGUUGGUGUGAAAAUUGUCAAUUUAAUCGCAGGCGGCACAGGCAUUACUCCCAUGUUGCAACUAGCUAGGGACGUGACGAAAAACCGAGAAAAAGAUUCAACCAAACUGGCGUUGCUGUUCGCUAACCAAUCGGAAGAUGAUAUUUUGUUGAGAAAAGAAUUGGACGAAUUGGCCGAACAGCAUUCCGAUCGAUUUAAAGUUUGGUAUACUUUGGACAGAGCCACUGAUGGUUGGAAAUACAGCACAGGAUUCGUGAGCGAGGAAAUGAUCAAAGACAACCUCUAUCCACCAUCCGAUGACACAAUAACAUUGAUGUGUGGACCGCCACCGAUGAUCAACUUCGCCUGUCAGCCGAAUUUGGAGAAGUUGGGCUACAGUGCUGAACGACGAUUCGCAUACUAAAUUCAAUUUGAUAUUAAUAUGUGCGAUUCUAUUGAUUUAUUGUUGAUCAAGAUAAUGUUAUAGGCUGCUUAUGAAUAUGCCCAAGUGCUUAUUAUUAUUGUUGUAACGAAGGCAAUUUUUUUCUACUUAGUAUGUAUUGUACUAGUACUACAUAUAAAAUGUUAACAGAUAUUUA